AUGCCUUUACUUUCUAAAGCAGGAGACAUAAUGAUUGGAGCAAUCUUUUCAUUUCACAACACUAUUGAAGAAUUCAAUCCACUGUUUAACGCUUUACCAAAGCCAAUAACAUGUACAGAUGUAAAUGUGAAGGAAUUUCUAUUUGCUAAAACAAUGAUAUUUGCCAUUGAAGAAAUAAACAAUUCAAUGCUACUGCCUGGUGCUUCUCUGGGUUAUAAAAUUUAUGAUGACUGCAGUUCUAUCCCUUUGGCUACAAAAGCAGCAAUGGAUUUAGUGAAUGGUCCUGAAGGAACACUUUCUGAUGUAUCUUGUAUUAAACCAUCAACUGUACAUGCAAUCAUAGGAAUGUCAGAUUCAUCACCUACCAUUGCUGUUGCUAAAUCACUUGGACCGCUUCACAUACCGGUAAGUUACUACUCUACUUGUGCCUGUCUCAGCAACAAACAUGACUUUCCUACUUUCUUUAGAACAAUACCCAGUGACUAUUAUCAAAGCAGAGCCCUAGCACAGCUUGUGAAGCACUUUGGGUGGACCUGGGUCGGGGCAGUGAGCAGUGAUAAUGACUAUGGCAAAGCUGGUAUUACCACAUUUAUAGAAGCUCUCCAGAAUGAAGAAAUAUGCAUUGAAUAUUCUGAAGUGAUUUAUAGAAAUAGUCCAAGAGACAAAAUUCUCAAAGUAGUAGAAACUAUGAAAAAAGCUUCGUCAAAAGUUGUUGUUGCAUUUGCAACAUUUAUUGACCUUGAAUAUUUAAUAAAUGAACUUCUUCUUCAAAAUAUCACAAGCUUGCAAUGGGUAGGCAGUGAAGGCUGGAUAUACAAUGAGUACCUUGCAACAGAGGAAAAUUACAAAGUCCUUGGAGGUGCUGUUGGUAUUAAUAUCAUGAAUCCAGUUGUACCAGGCCUACAAAAAUUCUUAAUGAAAUUCAUCCCAACCAACAUUCCCAACAAUACAGGUCUGGAAAGCUUUUGGGAAAGCACAAUGAAUUGCACAUCAGCAGGAGAAGAUAACACAGCAAAUGGCAAUGAGUGCCUUGGCUCAGAAACUGUAUAUAGAGCAGUGUACGCCAUAGCAUAUUCUGUACGCCAUUUUCUUAAAUGUCAGAGUAACCAGCAUGGAAAUUAUUCUUGUGGUAAUGCAAUGAACAUUGAGCCUUGGCAGGUACUAGAUAAUAUGAAACAUGUUAAUUUUACAACAAGUUAUGGAGAGACUGUAUAUUUUGAUGAAAAUGGUGACCCAGCGGCAAGAUAUGAAUUGAUAAACUGGCAGCUCAGUAAAGAGGGAAUGAUUAAGUUUGUCAAAAUUGGUGUGUAUGAUGCUUCACUGCAAGAAGGACAGCAAUUUGUAAUGAAUGACAUUACCAUUAUGUGGAAAGGUAAUAACAAAAAGGUUCCCAGAUCUGCAUGUAGCCAAAGUUGCUUUCCGGGCACUCGUAAGGCUGUCCAGAAAGGAAAGCCUAUUUGCUGUUUUGAUUGUAUUCCUUGUGCUGAAGGGGAAAUUACUAAUAUAACAGAUUCUCCUGACUGUUUAAAGUGUCCCAUUGAGUACAAAUCAAAUGACCUAAAAAGCCAAUGCAUUUUAAAAGAGAUUGAAUUCUUAGCAUUUGAAGAAACUACCGGAAUACUAUUAGUGUUUUUUUCCUUGCUGGGAACUUGUUUCACCAUGGCUGUGACAAUGGUAUUUUUAUACUACAGAGACACCCCAAUUGUUAGAGCCAACAAUUCUGAAUUGAGUUUUCUUCUCUUAUUUUCACUCUCUCUGUGCUUCCUCUGUUCACUCACAUUUGUUGGGCAACCGUCGCAUUGGUCUUGCAUGUUGCGACACACGGCUUUUGGGAUCACAUUUGUUUUAUGCAUUUCUUGUGUCCUGGGGAAGACUAUAGUAGUGUUAAUGGCAUUUCGGGCUACCCUUCCUGGAAACAAUAUCAUGAAAUGGUUUGGCCCCAGACAACAACGCUUUUGUGUUUUUAUAUUAACUUUUAUACAGAUCUUGAUUUGUGCUCUGUGGAUAAUUGUAUCACCUCCCUUUCCCAGCAAAAACACGGAACAUUAUAAAGACAGAAUUAUACUUGAAUGCAGCCUUGGAUCAACAAUAACAUUUUGUGCAGUUUUAGGUUACAUUGGUCUACUAUCCACUAUGUGCUUCAUUCUUGCUUUCCUGGCUCGUAAGCUACCCGAUAAUUUUAAUGAAGCUAAAUUCAUCACAUUCAGCAUGUUAAUAUUCUGUGCUGUCUGGAUUACUUUUAUUCCAGCUUAUAUCAGCUCCCCAGGAAAAUACACUGUAGCUGUGGAAAUAUUUGCAAUUUUAGCUUCAAGCUUUGGUCUACUUUUCUGCAUUUUUGUCCCAAAGUGUUAUGUGAUACUGCUGAAACCACACAAAAAUACCAAAAAAUUCUUAAUGGGUAAAGUGCAGUCGGAAUCGCUUUAA
Molecule: messenger RNA, 2424 nt
Organism: Polypterus senegalus (gray bichir)
Lineage: Eukaryota; Metazoa; Chordata; Cladistia; Polypteriformes; Polypteridae
Product: extracellular calcium-sensing receptor-like
Exons: 6
Coding region: 1-2424 (807 amino acids)
Biological process (GO): G protein-coupled receptor signaling pathway
Cellular component (GO): membrane
Molecular function (GO): G protein-coupled receptor activity
Source: RefSeq, a predicted model, not a curated record